Chironomus riparius is the source of this 5375-nucleotide messenger RNA. The record is from the annotation of a GenBank genome assembly. NCBI's taxonomy places the organism in Eukaryota, Metazoa, Arthropoda, Insecta, Diptera, Chironomidae.
CGGAUUUUUAAAAUUCAUAAGAUUCGUAAAAACAACGUUGAAUUAAAUGAGAGGGGCAUGCAUUUUGAAAGGGGCACGCAGAAAGUUGGUGAAAAGAAAUCGAAAUUUUAUUGGACAAUUUUAUUAAUAAUACUCAGUAUUUACGGUUGAAAACUAGUGAAAUGAUAGCGGAAAAUCUUUAUUGAGAUAGAACAAUAUCGAUUUGAUUGAGAGAAUUAAGAAGAAAAGAAGAAAUCGUGAAAAAAUUGGUUAUUGAUUUUUCAUUGGCGAAUAUUUUGUGAAUUUCAAAAAGAUCCAGUAGAAAGAGAAAAAAUUAAAAAAACACCGCAAAACGUUUGAAACUUAAUGUUAAUGUAAUAAGCAGCAUAAAACGAUAGUUAUAACAUGUAUAAUGGAAUUGGAUUAACAACACCAAGAGGAAGUGGAACUAAUGGACAUGUCCAAAGGAACUUUGCAUUUGUCAGACCAGGGAAGAAGGAUAAUGUACAUUAUAGGAGCGAAGAUGAUAUCGCGAAAUUAGAUGCUGCAACAAAUCGUCAACCAAACCUUGAAAUAUUAGAUCAUGAAAGAAAGCGGAAGAUAGAAGUCAAAUGUGCAGAAUAUGAAGAAGCUUUAGAAUCACAAGGGCUUUCUGAAGAAGAAAUUCAAAAGAAGGUUGAUGCAUUUCGUAGCAAAAUUGUAGGCACAAAUCAACAACAAAAUGGAAAUGACGUAGCGAAAGAUGAUUACGGUCGUCCAAUUUUAAGCUUCUUCUGAAAGAAAUGGGAUUCUUAAAUGGUGGAUAAUCGUACUAUUGCGAAGGAAGCAAUAAAAGUGGGAAAGAAAAAAAAGGACGAACGGUUUCCAGAGUUAUUAGAUAUUAGCUUUUUUCAUGUUUUUUAAAAUGUAAACUUCGUUUAAUCAAUAAGUUUUUCAAAAUCACAUUGUCUUCCACACUAAAACAUAAAGUUUUAGUGAAAUUUUAUGUGAUUUAAUCGUUAGUCUUCCUUAUAAAAAUUUUAAAAAUUAGUAUUAAAAUUAAGUGCAAUUCAAUUUAAAUAAAUAAUUAUUAAGACAUGAAUACAAAACGGGACUUUAUUCCAAAGAAUUCAAACCAAAACUUCUCUCGGAAUAACGUCAAUAAUAAGAAUAAGAAAAGUCGUUCAAUAAAAAAUCUGUCUCCUGCCAAAAAGUUUCGAUUACGACUUAGAAGAGCCAAGUUACAGAAACGGCAGCAAGCCAGAGAAGAGUAUUUUGAGCAUGACAUGAGAGAAAAUAAUAGGAAUAAAAGGAGGAAGCGCAAUAAUAGAUAUAAAAAUUACAAGCGGCAAAAUAAUUUUCCAAAUAAAAAUAAAAAUGGAAAUGGAACGAAUGAGAUGUCGGCUAAUUUAGAACUCGUGGAGCCGUCUUCAAAUAACGCUAAUUCUAUAUCCUAUGCUGCAUCGCAAGAAAUUAUGUCUAAAAGUUUAAUUCGUAGUGAACAAGCGAAAAAUGAGGAAAUUUCUUCUCCAACUUUACUCUAUCCAACAACCAACACAAAUACAAAUGCAGGAAACUUUUCCUCAACCAAAUGUUGUUGCCAUUGCGCAUGCUCAGGAUCGUCAAAAAGAAAACCUAGAAGGAAGUUAUCAUCUCCAUAUCUAGGCGAUUUUAGUCAAAUUAUGCAUUUUGCUGGCGGCAGUAAAUGCUUGAAUGCGGCAAAUGAAUUAACAACAGAAGUUUUAAACAAAACUAUCAUGACACAACAUGAAAAGUUUAUUAAAACGAGUGGGGUGCAAAUAAAUUACGAUAUACCGGCUUUUGGCACUUAUAUGCACAAGUCGGUCGGAGAAAAUCUUAAAAAUCGUAAUGAACGAAAUUGUGUUCAAACUAUGAGUUUGAAGGAAACACACGAAAUCGCCCAAGCUCAGCAAGAGAAAAAUGCAAAAUUGAGAGAAGCAUUUGGAAUAUCAGAAUACUUUGUCGAAGGAACAAGCUUUGAUUCCGAUAGAAAGGCACGCGAAGAUCUGGCAAAGAGUGAGGCAUUGCAAAAAGAGAUUCAGGCAGAUAAGGCUAAUCAAAUGAAAUAUGCACUUGUAAGAACGCCGUCUCCUGAUAUCGAAAAAGAAGCAACACCUGCCACUGAAGACGAAAAGAACGAUAAAGUUGAUAAAAAAAAGAAAAACAAAAAGAGAGAAGCGUCUUCAAGUCCAGAUCGCAAGAAAGAUAAGAAGAAAAAGUCGAAAAAACAUAAGAAAGAUAGUGGAAAGAAGAAACGCUCUAAAAAACGGCGCGACAGUGAUGAAAGCAGCGAUUCAAGUGACUCAAGCAGUGAAGAUUCUUCCUCGAGUGAUUCCGAAAGCUCUUCUGAUGCCUCCAGUGUUGAUGAUCGUCGCAAACGUCGCAAGAAGAGUAAAAAGAAUAAAAAGAAGAAGUCAAAAAAGCAAAAGCAUGAAAAGAAAGAGCGUUCACGUGAAAGCUCGAUAGAUAAAGGACGAAAGAAUCAUUCAAAAGAUAUUAAGAGUCGAAAAGAUGACAGACGAGAAAUGGAACCACGUCUUCUUGAAAAGGAUGUACGCAAUUUAAGACGAAGUCGUUCAAUAAGUAAGCGCAACGAAAGAAAAAUGUCUCAUAGUCGAAGUGACAGAUAUCAACGAUCACAAUCUCCAGUUAGAAAGCCAAGAAGGGAUUCACAAUCACCAGAAAAACGCAGGAAGGAAUCAUUAUCACUAGAAAAACGCAGGAAGGAGUCAAAAUCACCUGACAGACGUAGAAAGGAAUUAAAGUCUCUAGAUAGACGCAGGAAAGAAUUAAAAUCACCAGAUAGACGCAGGAAGGAAUCUAAAUCACCUGAAAGACGUAAAAAGGGAUCACAAUCUCCAGUUAGAAAGCCAAGAUGGGAUUCACAGUCACCAGAAAGGAGUAGAAAGGCAUCAAAAUCACCAGAAAAACGCAGGAAUGAAUCAUUAUCACUAGAAAAACGCAGAAAGGAGUCAAAAUCACCUGACAGACGCAGGAAGGGGUCAAAAUCACCUGACAGACGCAGGAAGGGGUCAAAAUCACCUGAUAGACGCAGGAAGGAGUCAAAAUCACCUGACAGACGCAGGAAGGAGUCAAAAUCACCUGACAGACGCAGAAAGGAGUCAAAAUCACCUGACAGACGUAGGAAAGAAUCCAAAUCACCAGAUAGACGCAGAAUUGAACCAAGUAGAGAAAGAAGAGACGAUUUUCGUCGAUUUAAUGAUAUUGCGAGGAACAGAAAUCGCUCACCUCCUUCAAAAAGUCGAGCAUUUUCAUCAUCUAAAAAUAGAGCAUCUCCACAAUCUAGAAAUCGCUCUCCUGGAUUAAAAAGACGUUCACCAUCUCCAAGAAAUUUCCGUAAUCAAAAUGAAAGGAACCAGAGAAAACGGGAUAAAUCAACAAGACGAGACCGUUCAAGAUCAAUGAAUAGACAUGAAAUAAAUCCUCGUAGAAAUCCAUCACCACCUAAGCGUCGUCCAUCAAGAGCUUCUGAUAGAAAAGAAGUUCGUGACUUAAAAAGAGAUUCUUCAAAUAGUAGAAACAGACGUGACAGAACACCGGAUAAAAGAAAUCGUGUGGACGAAAGAAAACGAUUUUCACCAAAACGUCGAUCAGCAGAAAGACGCCGUCCAGAAAUGGAUAAUAAGAGAGGUAGAGAUAGGUCAUUAUCAACAGAUAGAAAUCAUGUGAAAUUUCCACGUAAACGAUCAGCAAGUAAAUCAAAAUCUCCAAUUCAAAGGAAAAUGUCUCGAGUAGAAAAUCAAACAAAAGAUAUUGAACGUAAAAGUCAUACAAAGGAACGACAAUCGGAUCGAUCAUUGAGCUAUUCACCUGCUCGUAGAAAUCCAGAACGGUAUAAGGAGAUUUUGGAUGCAAAAAAUAAAUCGAAUGAAAAGGCUAAGAAACAUACAGGGCCUAUAGUUAAAUUGCAAAGUGAUAAUGAAAGUUCCGAUAAUGAACAAGCUGAUAAAGAUGACGAAUUUCUUAUUGACAAAAAUCAAGACAAGGAAUUCAAUCGAAUGAAAACAGAAUUGGCAGCAAAAGUUAAGGAAACAUUAGAGAAGAAAAUCAUAUCGGAAGCUGCUUCUUCUCAACCGAAAGUUGAUCUAAAGCAAAAAUCGUCUACCGAAUUUAUUGAUAAUCGUAAGCAUGAAAAAAAUAAGGAAGUGCUAAUAGCACAAGUAAGUUUGCCUGCAAAAGAAAAGCAUGAUAAAGUUGACAAGCCAAUUGUUGGCAAAUCUCAAAAAUCAAGCAAUGAAGCACCAUUGAAAAAGAGAGAAUCAUCAAAAACUCCCGAUAAAGAUGCUGUACGCGGUAGAAAAUCCAGAAGUCGAUCUAAAUCACCGCGAAGAGGACGUAGAUCAGGCUCAUCAUCAAGUUCUUCGUCUGGUUCUGGAUCAUCGCAUUAUUCGAGUGACGAUUCUCGAAGGUCAUCAAGUCGUUCGUCACAUUCAAGUCACAGCAGUUCAUCAUCUAGCUCAACACAUACAGAACGUUCACAUCAUGCAUCAGCAGAAAAUGGAUCGCGUUCGCCAAGCAUCCCUCGUAGAGCUGGAUCUCCAUCAUUUUUGGACAGACGAAGAAUCACAAGUGCAAGAAAGCGACCGAUUCCACUACCAAACUAUAGAAACUCUCAAAAUUCAUCAGGAAGUUCACAUAGCUCAAGUGUUAGCCGACGAAGUAUAAGUCCUUAAUUUGACACUCAUCAGCACGAGUUUAAUUUUUUCUGGUCACUGAAAUCCUUCUAGUCUCAACUCUUUUUUUUACAAAAAAAAAGGAAUAUCCAAUAAACUUUAUUUUUUUUUCUCUGCAGUUGUUGUCUUGUACUAAUAAAAAGCAAUUAAUCACAUAUUUCAUGAUAUUAUAAGGACAUUACAGUAAUAAAAUAAUAAAGGAAUACCAUAAAAUUAAAAAAAAAAAUUAAUCCUUAGUCUUAUUUGCUUUAUAUCCCUUAAACCAGGCUCAAUUAAUCAAGAAUGUUUGCGAACGUAUACGUUUUAAUUAGACUGUUUGAUAAAAGCUAUCAGUCACAUAUUAUCAAUAUUUAUUUUGUGUUUUCUUUCUUUGCUGCUGCUCUACGUCUCUUAUCAGCUAAAUAAAUGAUCCAGAAGAAUCCAAUGAUGUUGGCGACAAAAACUCUAAGCAUUGGUGGUACAAAAUUGAAAUUUACAAAUACCGGUAGUGAUAAGUACCUCCAAUUUGUGACCAAAACAUUUAAGUAGAGUUGCUUAAGGAUUUUUUGCGCCUGCUCUGGUGAUUUUCCCUCAAAAAUGGACAGGAAGUAAAGACUAAGUCCUACAAAUACCGGUGCAAAAAGGGUUCGUUCCAUAAAAAAUUCAAUUAAUGCUUUAUAUUGAACAUCAGGAACGACAUUAUUAAAGAAUGAAUAGAAGUAA